AUGUCUAAAUCAUUUGGAUCUGCCUCUAUUAAUGAUGCUCCCAAUGUCCCCAUUGAAGCUCCACAAUUUGUUGUGUCUCCCAACGCAAAUGAACCAGCUGCAAUCCAUACCAAUUUGAUCAAGGAUUGGCAAAUGAUCAAGCAUAGAGAAGGUGGUUAUUUCAAAGAAACUGACAGGUCUCCAUUCACGAUGACCGUUGGUGAACAAUCCAUGGCAGUGGAUCGUUCUAAGGACUCGCAAACAGAGAAUACAGUUAUUAGAAAUUAUUCUACCUUGAUCUAUUACUUGUUAACUACGGAUUCCCCAGUGGGUAAAUUACAUAAGAAUAAGAAUAGAAUUAUCCAUAUCUUGCAGAGAGGGAAAGGGCAAUACGUAUUAAUCCAUCCCGAUGGUACAAUCAAAUCAUUCCGUGUUGGAUUUGAUUAUGCUAAUGGUGAAGUCUCUCAAUGGGUGGUCCCCGGGGGUGUCUACAAAGCAAGUUUCCUGCUACCUAAUGAAGAAUUCUCUGAUGGUCUAUUAAUCAGUGAGGUUGUCGUCCCAGGGUUUGAUUUCGAUGACCACAUGUUCAUGCCAAAUUACGAAACUUUAGUCCAAUUAGUAGGAGACACUCAAACAGCACAAAAAUUGAAAUUCUUACUGUAA
Molecule: messenger RNA, 642 nt
Organism: Maudiozyma saulgeensis
Lineage: Eukaryota; Fungi; Ascomycota; Saccharomycetes; Saccharomycetales; Saccharomycetaceae
Source: the annotation of a GenBank genome assembly